AUGCGGGCCCCGCUGCUCGGCCAGGCUGCGGUGUUUGCGGCCCUCUUGGCGCUGAGCACCUGCCUGACAGGAUCUCAUUUGUGCCCUCGAACUUUAGACUGUGCCCGCUUGGGACGACACUUUUGUCAGCCGGGCAGCUCACACUGCGGCCCCUGCUUGCGCCAUCUGGUGGAGAACUCCCAUGGCCGCUGUGUGGUCAAAAGGAGGCACGCUGCUCACUCUGUUCAGUCCAUUAAAGGUAAGAUGAGCACGUACCCAGAGCUGGAUGAGGAGAUUGACUUCCUCUCUGCUGUCAUCACUGAACAGAGAACUGAGUCCAGGCUGCCAGCUCCGCCUUCUCAGGAUGUCUCCAUACCCAAAUCCAAGCAGCUCUUAGAGUCCGGCCCCACCCUCAGAGCGUCCACCACAGAGCAGCCCACCAGCCAGAGUGAGACCUUUACCAGCACGGCGAAGCCCACCAACACCACAAACCAAACCCCCGCUCUGCUCAGAGAUCCCAUCAUCCUCCCAUACCCCUCCAACGACCACGUUUUCAUCAUCAUGAGCAGCGUCUUCAUCGUGGUGGGCUCGCUAGCUUUGAUCGUAGCGGGGGCUUGUUGGGUCAGAUUGCAGAAAGGAGUGCGCCUGACACAGAAGGUGGACUACCCUGUAUAUGGGCUGAUGAGAGCCCAAACCUUUGACAAUAUGCCUGGGGACAAGAGGCUGGCCCACAGUGCCCAGAUGUACCACUACCAGCAUCAGAAGCAGCAGAUGCUCUCUCUGGAGAAACACAGGGACGAGCCAAAAGUUCCUGACUCAGGAGCAUCAACCGACGAGGAGAAUGAGGACGGAGAUUUCACAGUGUAUGAGUGUCCUGGUUUGGCACCGACAGGGGAGAUGGAGGUGAAGAACCCGCUGUUUGAUGACUCCACCCUUUACCUUCAAAGGUUCCACAAGUAA
This is a messenger RNA of Scomber japonicus (chub mackerel), 939 nucleotides long. It is a transcript of the gene npdc1b, whose product is annotated as neural proliferation, differentiation and control, 1b. The record is from RefSeq and is a predicted model, not a curated record. NCBI's taxonomy places the organism in Eukaryota, Metazoa, Chordata, Actinopteri, Scombriformes, Scombridae. The transcript has 9 exons. Gene Ontology annotation, cellular component: membrane. The coding region runs from base 1 to 939 and encodes 312 amino acids.